Hipposideros armiger (great roundleaf bat) is the source of this 3873-nucleotide messenger RNA. It is a transcript of the gene PRICKLE3, whose product is annotated as prickle planar cell polarity protein 3. Gene Ontology annotation, molecular function: zinc ion binding. The record is from RefSeq and is a predicted model, not a curated record. The coding region runs from base 2014 to 3627 and encodes 537 amino acids. NCBI's taxonomy places the organism in Eukaryota, Metazoa, Chordata, Mammalia, Chiroptera, Hipposideridae. The transcript has 9 exons.
UCUCCUCCCAGCCCCGAGGCACAGCAAAGCCUGAGAACACCAACGAGAGGCUCCCAGCUCUGGGAAUGAGGUCAGGGAAAGGGAUAUAUAACUGGAGAGAGAAAACUGGGAGCAAGGGAGGGAAGGCUUUAAGACCUAUUUCUCAGGAUUUAGUGGGGAUGACAUCUGUAAGGAUGGGGAGGGAGAUGGAAAGAGGGCAUGGGACCUGGCCAGUGAUUUUAACCUCCUCCCCACAAAUCUCAAAUAAUCCUGGCUUUGAAACAAUGGGAGCGGGGGCAUGUGGGGGUGUAUAAGACCUAGCUCUCUGAUUGGGGCGAGAGAGUACCAGCUGGGGCUGCACUGGAGUUGGGGACCAUUCUUGCAGCAUUCAUCCGGGAGAAACAGCCCCUCGGAACAUCACCAGUGUGGAGGGGUCCAAGAGGUAGCUUUAACCCUCCCCCAAAUAAACAUCCGAGAUAAAUCAACCCAAAGCGCCCAUAAAAGUUCCCUAGCGCACCACCCCUUGCAGUCAGGUCGCCACUUCAAGCCCCCCUCCCCCACUACAGAGCCCUCAAGCCCUAGAAUGUCCCGCGAAAGGCCACGUGGCACCUUGGGGUUCUGGAGCCUUUGGCAAUAGGGCAGGGGAGCUCUCCUGCACCGCGCUCCUGGGCUGCGUGCCCUUCACCUCUAGGCAGGGGGCGCCUUGGCCCUAGAGAGACAACUUGCCCAGGGGCCGGCGCGGCGAGGCAUGCUCCUCCCCCGCCGGUUUCAGAUUUACGGAACAGAGCUUCCAGGCAGGACGCGCAGUAGUCUGACGGCCGCGAGGAUUCCAUUCCCCUGAUCCGGCCCGGCUUGACCCUGUCCGGGCGCGCCAUGUUCGCGCGUGGGUCCCGAAGGCGCCGCUCGGCGCGUGCGCACCCCAAGGACCUGGUGGGCUCCCCUCUUGUGUGAAUUAUGGGAAGGGAUUCUGAGGGCCAAAAGAUUGGAUCUCCCAGUCCUGGAUUAAACAGUGGCCUUUUGAGCUUCUAAGGGAAGGGACCGCCCCCUGUACCUUGGCUGAAGGUGAGCUGAAGAGUGAGGUGAUGCCAGAACAAUGAGGGUCAAGGGAUUGGGAUUUGGGGGGAAAGCUUCCAGGCUUUCACUUGAGCGAGGGAGUCUUUGAGUUCCUAGGUAGGAGGGUCUCACAGUCUCUCUCUUCCUUUGGAGGGGGUCUCUAGGUGGGAUCUGUGUUUGGUGGUGCAGAGGAGUGCAUAGACCUAGGGUAUGAGGAGUAAGGCUAAGGCUUCUUGGCGUUGGGGUUUCUGAAUGGAUGAGGGGCCUCCUGAGGUCCUGGAGGAGGGUGUCCAGUUCCUUGAGUAUGAAAGGGUGAGCUCGCGUUUGGGGGAGGGGUUGAUGUGUGACUCCCAUGUAAGGAUGGGGUCUUAGACUCCUACCCUGUGGAACUGGAGUGCUACUGGCCUCGUGGAGAAGGGGCCGAGAUGAGGCCUGGGGGAGACACCCAGAUUAGGGACUCUGUGCUCUGAGUAGGGAAAGUACUGAGUUCUGGGGGAGGUGUUUGAUGCCUGGAGGAGUCAGAGGCUGGGGGGUGUCCAGGCUGGGUGGGGGGAGAGUCUGAGGCUGGCCUGGGGAAGAGAAUCCCCUGAUAAGGGGGCAUAUAGGGAGGUGGCCUCAGUUCCCCCGCCUCUACCACUGUUGUGUCCCCCACUCCCCCACCCCCGCGCUCCGGGCGUUGUCCCAGCCUGCCCAGCGCUACCCUGGUGGGACAGGCCCCAGCGUGCGGUCGCAGGCCUUGGAGUGGAGAGGCAGGCGUUGACUUCUCCCUCCCCGCCUCUGCGCCUCGCCUGGUCCCGCGUCUGCCCCCGCCCACUACAGCCUCCAGGGGCAGAGGACCCAGACCGCGGUCAGCCCUGCAACUCCUGCAGGGAGCAGUGCCCCGGCUUCCUGCUGCAUGGCUGGAGAAAGAUCUGCCAGCACUGCAAAUGCCCGCGGGAGGAGCAUGCUGUGCACGCGGUGCCUGUGGACCUGGAACGCAUCAUGUGUCGGCUAAUCUCAGACUUCCAGCGCCACUCCAUCUCUGAUGAUGACUCGGGCUGUGCCUCAGAGGAGUAUGCCUGGGUGCCCCCUGGUCUCAAGCCAGAGCAGGUAUACCAAUUUUUCAGCUGCCUCCCAGAGGACAAGGUCCCCUACGUCAACAGUCCCGGGGAGAAAUACAGGAUCAAGCAGCUGCUCCAUCAGCUGCCCCCACACGACAGUGAGGCACAGUACUGCACAGCACUGGAAGAGGAGGAGAAAAAAGAGCUCAGAGCCUUCAGCCAGCAGCGCAAACGGGAGAAUCUGGGGCGUGGCACUGUGCGCAUCUUCCCAGUGACCAUUACUGGGGCCAUCUGUGAAGAGUGCGGGAAGCAGAUUGGAGGCGGAGAUAUUGCAGUGUUUGCCAGCCGCGCAGGCCUGGGUGCCUGCUGGCACCCCCAGUGCUUUGUGUGUUCCACAUGCCGGGAGCUGCUGGUGGACCUCAUCUACUUCUACCAUGCUGGCAAGGUCUACUGUGGUCGCCACCAUGCCGAGCGCCUGCGCCCACGCUGCCAAGCCUGUGAUGAGAUCAUCUUCUCUCCUGAGUGCACGGAGGCCGAGGGCCGGCACUGGCACAUGGGUCACUUCUGCUGCUUCGAGUGUGAAGCAUCGCUAGGAGGGCAGCGCUAUGUCAUGCGUCAGAGCCGCCCCCACUGCUGUGCCUGCUACGAGGCUCGUCACGCGGAAUACUGUGAUGGCUGUGGGGAGCACAUUGGCCUGGAUCAGGGCCAGAUGGCUUAUGAGGGCCAGCAUUGGCAUGCCUCAGACCGCUGCUUCUGCUGUAGUCGCUGCGGGCGAGCCCUACUGGGCCGCCCCUUCCUGCCACGCCGUGGCCUAAUCUUCUGCUCGCGAGCCUGCAGCCUGGGGUCCGAGCCCACGGCUCCGGGGCCGGGCCGCCGCAGCUGGAGCGCGGGUACAGUCCCCCCACCACUCGCAGCCUCCACAGCCUCUUUCUCUGCUGUGGAGGGGGCAUCUGAGACCUCCACCAAAGGCUCCAGCACCGAGUCAGCGCCUGCUGCAGGCGAGGAGCCCACCCGCUUUCUGAGAGGGGCCCCUCACCGCCACUCCAUGCCCGAGCUGGGGCUCCGCAACGCCUCUGAGCCACCCCCAGGGACCUCGGGCCAGCCGGACCCAGAAGAUGGUGCCUUCGGUCGUCAGAGCGCCCCGCGUGUCAGCUUCCGGGAUCCCCUGGUGUGUGAGGGAGGCCCGCGGCGGACCCUGAGUGCACCCCCAGCCCAGCGCCGCAGGCCUCGCAGCCCCCCUCCCAGGGCCCCCACAUGUCAGCGCCGCCGCCGCUGCCACCAUCGCCGCCGAGGUCGCCACCAUCAGUGUGACUUGGGAUCAGGGUCGGACUCAGAAUCUUGCUCCAGCUUGCCCUCCAGCUCUAGUUCAGAUUCCUCAGAGGAUGAUGGCUUCUUCCUAGGGGAACGCAUCCCACUGCCCCCGCACCUGUGCAGGCCAGUGCCUGCUCAGGACACUGUAACAGAGAAUCCCAACUCCCCAUCUCCACCGCCCCAUGUGAGCUCAUGCCCAGGGAUGCCUCGCCAGUCCAGAGACAAGAACUGCAUCGUGGCCUGAAGGCGAAGCAGUCCUGGGGAGGGGGAGCUCCAUUCUCAAGUCAGCGUAGCUGGUGACCUAUCCCUCAACAUAAGUCAUAAAUCCCCUUCCUUACUCCCUCCUUUGUUUGUACUAUUGAAGUAAUUUAACAUAUGGUGUAAAACAGGCCUGGUGGCCUUUCUCCAGCUGCCCCCACUUCCCAAUUUUUCCCCUCCUGAUGCUUGAGAUUUAUUCACAUUUGAUCAAAAGAUUAAUUUAUUCAUUAUA